AUGGAUUCUUCUGAACGAGUUGCCAUUGAAGAGCAAGUGACACGAUUAAGCAUGGCUAUCGAGAAGUACAAUACGGAGUUAAUACUGAAAAAGUCUGGCUUGUACAAUGAAAAGACCUGUGAUCUUAUCGAGUCUCCUGCUGACUUGAUUGGCUACAUUUACACUAAUUGUAUAGAUUGGAAGUCGGCAAAGGAUCGAGGUACGUUAUUGAUUUCAUUUUAG
This is a messenger RNA of Strongylus vulgaris, 222 nucleotides long. The record is from the annotation of a GenBank genome assembly. Lineage: Eukaryota; Metazoa; Nematoda; Chromadorea; Rhabditida; Strongylidae.